Molecule: messenger RNA, 684 nt
Organism: Agelaius phoeniceus (red-winged blackbird)
Lineage: Eukaryota; Metazoa; Chordata; Aves; Passeriformes; Icteridae
Gene: RPL35
Product: ribosomal protein L35
Biological process (GO): maturation of LSU-rRNA from tricistronic rRNA transcript (SSU-rRNA, 5.8S rRNA, LSU-rRNA); translation
Cellular component (GO): cytosolic large ribosomal subunit; ribosome
Molecular function (GO): mRNA binding; structural constituent of ribosome
Source: RefSeq, a predicted model, not a curated record
CUCCGGCGGCUGACAGGGAGCGGGGGCGGCAGCCGCAGCACCGAGCGGCUCCCGCCGGGCUGCAGCCCCAGAGCCCGGGGCCAGCCGUGCCUCCCGCCCUGCCUGUCAGCGCCCCGGCCGGGACCACCGUGCCUCCCGCGGGGGGCGCGCGGCGCGCAGGCUCCUCCCCCCGCCCAGCGCGCGUUGGUACGGUCCGGCCGCGGCACCGCCCCUCUCCCUGCGCCGCUUCCGCCUUUCCGCCCCGCGCCGCUCGCCAUGGCCAAGAUCAAGGCCCGAGACCUGCGCGGGAAGAAGAAGGAGGAGCUGUUGAAGCAGCUGGAGGAUCUGAAGGUGGAGCUGUCGCAGCUGCGCGUGGCCAAAGUGACCGGCGGGGCCGCGUCCAAGCUGUCCAAGAUCCGAGUGGUGCGCAAAUCCAUUGCCAGGGUGUUGACUGUCAUCAACCAGACCCAGAAGGAGAACUUGAGGAAGUUCUACAAGGGCAAGAAGUACAAGCCCCUGGAUCUGCGGCCCAAGAAGACGCGGGCCAUGCGGCGCAGGCUCAACAAGCACGAGGAGAACCUGAAGACCAAGAAGCAGCAGCGAAAGGAACGUUUAUACCCGGCCCGGAAAUUCGCCAUCAAGGCAUAGCCCUGGGCCAGCUGCACUCGAGGCAUGAUGGCUCAUUAAAUGGAAUUUGCUUUGGAA